Messenger RNA from Momordica charantia (bitter melon), 727 nucleotides. RefSeq names its product putative calcium-binding protein CML29. Gene Ontology annotation, molecular function: calcium ion binding. The record is from RefSeq and is a predicted model, not a curated record. Lineage: Eukaryota; Viridiplantae; Streptophyta; Magnoliopsida; Cucurbitales; Cucurbitaceae.
ACCAGCUUGAUCGCAUCGAGCCAUGGCCCAAGCAGGAUCUCUAUCGGCCGAGACCGAGAGUCUCAGCCACAUGUUUAGCCUAAUAGAAGCAUUCCGAGCAUUCGACGCAGACAAUGAUGGGCUGAUCACGGCACCGGAGGUCGGGGGGAUCAUGGGUUCGCUCGGGUACAACCUGAGCGAGGAAGACGUGAAUUUGAUGAUGGAGGAAGGAGACGUGGACAAAGACGGGCUGCUGAGCAUGGGGGAGUUUCUGGAGAUGAAUGCAAGGAGUGUGGAGGUGGGGGAGGUGAUGGGGAGCUAUCUGAAGAUUGCUUAUGAGGCUCUGAAGGCAGAUGGGGAUGAUCUGGUGAGCGGGGAAGAGCUUUAUGAUGUGUUUUUGAAUGUGGGAUUGGAGGUUUCUGUUGAGGAUUGUAAUGCUAUAGUGGCUUCCAUGGAUGGGGAUGAAGAUGGAGCUGUGUUUCUUGAGGAUUUGAAACUUAUUGUUGAUUCUCUUCACCCCAACUCCAACCCCCAACUCUAGCCCCUUAAUUAAUUAGUUCUUCUCUCUGUUUCUAUCUACUUUUCUAAUUACGUUUUUACAUAUGUAUUUUCACUUCAAUAGUUUCUGCUUUAUCAAUAAGUUUCUGCUUCUUCUUCCACUUUACAAUUUCAUCCCAUGUAUUUUCUUGUGUUAUUUGAAGAGACUGCACUGCUCUGCUGUGUUCAGUCCUAAUCCUGCCGUUUCAUA